AUGGAUGACAAAGCAAUUAAAUCAUUUAUGUUGACAAACGUAGGCAGGUACACGACCGGGUGCAUUUCUCUUGCUGGCUGGUGGUUUGAUUCAAACUCUUUCCUUGCUCUCGUCCCAAUUUCACGGUCUUCUGCCGACAUUUCACGUGAUAACGAAUUCGACGAGGUACAAGAGAAGACAUAGUUGUGGUUUUCACUCUCUAAAAGUCUUUUAAGGCAUUUACAAGAGCGAGUUUGGACAUAACCUGUUCUGUUUGAAACAUUCUUUAUAAGCUUAACCAAAAUAUAUCAACAGAAACGACAUGACCUCUAAGACCGUCAAACUGGUAAGUUUUGAUGUCAGAUAUAAAUCCUUGAACCUCAUCAUUUUGCCCUUUGAAGAAAAUGCAACAAAUUCAAAAGCAUCCGCCAAAAUCCGCCAUUUUGGCGAGAGACUUGCGCAUGACUUUUCAAAGAAAACCGCUAAUACAAAGUACCUCACAUUCAUAAAUCAUCUGAUGAAAAGUGUGACGUCACCAAAAAAACAGUAUGGCGAUGAGAUUGCAGUGCAUAGUUCAUUCUUCAGGGCAAUAGAACAGAGUAUUUUUAGGGUAAAAUCUUCUUUUAGAAGAAGAUGUUUAGCUGGUGGUCCUCGCUAGGACCUGAAAAAAGCCAAAACAGUGAAAAGUCUGAGGGAAAAAACGCGGAAGGAGAACAUAAAACCGAAGGAGAUGUUCCAACAAGUGACGAUGGAAGGGCUGCCGAAAAUGAGAAGGAACAGCACCAAGAAUCGGCCAGCGGCAAGACAUCCGAGCUUGAUUAUGCGAGAGACAUGGCCAAGAAUGUAGGAAGUAAGUGGUUUUGUUGUUUCUACGUUGUGCUUUGCAGACAAUAAUAAUUACUCUAAAAUAGUUUCUCAGCUGAAGAGCGUAAGAACGUCGACAGUCGAUUUUUUUGCCUCAGCCAUUUAGCUGUGUUGAGUUGCGGUUUUUUCAGGUUUGCUUAAACGAAAUUAUCACCUACCAAAAUUUAUUUUGUCAAAUUUGAUAUUAGGCGUCUAAACUAGUUGGAUCUAAUUUAUACAUGCAUCAGUUGAAAGUCCGAUCCUGUUGAUAUUGCAAACAUCUUGUUUGUUUUGCAUAAUUAUACGAGUCAAUGACCACAAAAGAGUUACAAUAAGCUUGUAGCCUGUAGCUUCUGCAUCUGCUACAGUUGUAUCUUUGUUAGUAGUCCUCUACCGCCUGUUAUUUUGAUACAGAAAAUGGAAAACCAUCUUCUAUCAUCUUGGUAAUUGUAAAAGAACUUUAAAAAAAAGUUAAAAGUUUGAAAACUAAAGUAAAAAAAAAAAAAAAAAAAAAAAAAAAAAAAAUAAAAAAAAAAAAAAAAAUUACAUGUAUUUUCUACAUUUUUUUUUUAAUUUAACAAUCCCAUUUAUUUUUUAUCUACUCUGCAGUGAACUCCCUGUAUGGGUCCAUAGUCUUAACGCAACAAGGAAAAUUUUCUUUGAAAAAUCAAAUGCAACAGAGAUCAACCUUUAUUUAAAAAAGGGCCAAGGGACUUUAAAAAUGUGUUUACUAAGGUUGUAGCCUGGGGGUUUUUCAUCUGUUACAGUUUUUUCUUUGUUAGUAGUUCUCUACCGCCUUUUAUUUUGAUAAAAAAAAUGGGAAACCAUCUUAUAUCAUCUUUGUAAUUGUAAAAGAACUUUAAAAAAAAGUUAAAAGUUUUAAAACUAAAAGAAAAAAAAAAAAAAAAAAAAAAUCGAAUAAAAUACAAUAAAAAAAGAACAUUACAUGUAUUGUCUACAUGUAUUUGUUAAUUGAACAAUCCCAUUUAUUUUGUAUCUACUCUGCAGUGAACUCACUGUAUGGGUCCAUAGGCUUAACGCUACAAGGAAAAUUUUCUUUGAAAAAUCAGAUGCAACAGUGAUCAACCUUGAUUUAACAAAGGGCCAAGGGACUUGCAAAAUGUGUUCACUGUAACAUGGUUUCGUUAUGUGCAGGAUUUUUUUCAUAUAUUUUGAUAUAACUGGACUAAAGAAAAGAGUUCAUUAUACCGAGGACUUUGUUAUAUAUAGGUUUGUUAUAUCAAGGGUCCACUGUAAUAAUGUUCGUUUUAACAGCUUAUAUCCAUCCCGGGGGAUGGGGGGUGGGGGUACUCCCUUUUAUAAGCUAUAUAGGUAUGUACCACCCCAUCAGGUAGGGUUUUUGCACCAUUUUGGUCUGGAAUAGGGUAUGGUUUUCAGGGGAACUACAGGAGUGUAUGAAAGUAUUUAUCGUUUCAAUUCCAAAUGAGUAAGGAAGAAAGAGAAAUAUGCGAAUUCAAAAUGGAUUUGACGAGUUUGUUUGUUUGUGCUCUAAUCUAAGUAGUGUUAACAUAAUUUCAGGCCAGGUCUGAAAACGGGUAUGGAUUUUAGAGGUCUGGUCUGAAAAUUGGGUACAGAAAAUGUGGCUGUAUCAAUUUAAUUUGCAAAGUGCUAGAAAAAAAGACAAGAAGUCUUACUGCUUGUAGACAUCUGAAAGGGACAUCAUUUUUCAAUGGAAAGUGUACAAAAGGGUACCUUUUCUGCCAAAAUGGUAGGAGCUGGACCUUGUGGUGGAGGCUUCCUGUAUAAAACGUUGAUGAGUAGCCUCCCUCCUUCCAAGGAUAGAAUUGGGUGCUAGCCCUUCGUCAGCCCUUCCUGCUAGCCCUUCAAUAUCAAUAAAUAUCAAGUAUAUUUUGUCCGGUAUUUGCUUGGGAUAGAUUUGGUUACUGGCACCUUUGCAGGGUGUUCAUUAGGCAUCAGAGAGCAGAGAAUUCUCCAUUUACUAUGCAGAAUUCUCUAACUAACAUUCGGUGGCUUAUGACUAUUUUUUAUUCAGACAUGGAGCCUCUUUCAAAAUACUCUCCUGUAAUGUUACACCUUUCUCCUGCUACUAGGAUUCUUAAUAAAAACACUGCCUUUGAAGAUGGCCUCUUUUCAAACAAAAUUUGUGAAUACUGUACAAGACAAACCAUCUGCAUUUGUUGAGCGUUGGUCAUGACAGAAAAUUUUUAUAAAAAAGCUCUUCCACCAGUGCAGAUCAGCCCCAUCUCUCAUAAACAAUCUUCAGCAUCCGCAGCCUCUUGAGUGUUAACUAUUAUUAAUAUUUUUAAUGAUUAGCAAACAAACUUGUUUGAGUGUACCAGUAACUCUGUGCUUGAUGCUUUGCUUUUCAGGCUUCCUUUUCAACUUUGCCAGUGUCGCAACAAACACUGCUUAUAAAAUGAAAGACACAGUGAAGGAAACUGUUGAAAAGCAGGUUUGUGUUUAAACAUGAUUUCGUCUUAAAAGAUUCAAGUGUUAUCACAUUGAAUAUUCAUUGUGUAUGACAUCGUCACAGUUGCAAGACAGUAACAAGAUUUGAAAGUGCUUCAAGCAACAUGUGUUUUCUAUUAGACAGAGUGAGAAAAAUUAAAUCUAACAGAUGCUUUACAAUAAAUUAAAAAACUGUUGACUUGUAACUUUUCAACCCUACAGUCUAUUAUUGAGGAUUUUAACAAGAAACAAGAAGAAUUUGUCAAAGAGAAGCAUAAAAGGAAAGGUAAGGAUCAGAGCUCAUAUGAAUAACCUGUCAUUGGAGUAUUGCUUAGUUUAUACAGGGUUGUCAUUAAGAGCCGGGGGCCAGGGAUUUUCCCCGGCUACUAAGAGAGUGGUCCCCGGCUACUUUUAUUGGAAAAUAGAAGAAAAAUGGGACCAAAAGAAAUCCCUAGCCGUUUGAUUCCCCGCCUACUUGUUUUAUUUACCCGGCAACUUGAAAUCUUAGUGACAACCCUGUUUAUAGGUUUUGUUUGUUCAAUUUUUUAUGGAUGGUGUGAACUUUACUUCAUUGUUUCAAAAGAACACAUUGUGGCCGAGCCAAAGAGCGUUAGGCUUGUAAUCCUAACCCUAACCCUAAACUGAACCCCCCCUCCCCACCACCCCCCACUGGAUCUAGCCUAUGAUUUAAUUAUUUUUCUUCAACUCAAAACAGAACAUAAAUACAUCUUUCCCCAACUGCUUCAGUGUGUAUAUGGCAGGCUCUCUUUUCUGUGGAUCAAAUAUAUAACUUUUACACCAGAAUUACUUUUGACCAUAAAAACAUUUUUCUUGUCUGCAGAGGUGGCCGUACCACCAUGGGUAGGAUAUAAUGAAGAAGAAACCAUGAAGAAUCAAAUACUGGCACUUUCAACAGAUGAAAGAAACUUCUUGCGUGAUCCUCCUGCUGGUGUUCCGUUCCAUUUUGAUAGUGAUUCCAUGUACCCUGUUGCCUUAGCAACCCUUCAGGAAGAUAAGAACCUAACUAAAAUGAGAUUCCAACUUGUUCCUAAGAAGUAAGCUAUAUACAAAAUUAAUCUGAUAAAAGUUUUUGUAUUACGGUUGAACCUCUCUACAACGGCGUUCACCUUGGGACAGAGAAAAUGGCCGUUGUAGAGAGAUUGAAACAAGAGUAAAUGUAUGGACUGUCUUCCAAAAAAAGGCCAUUGUAGAGAGGUGGCCGUUAUUGGAGGUUUGACUGUGUUAUAAUCUAUGGUUUUAUAAGAUAAAAUUAUAUAUAUGCAUUUUUUAUUUUUAAAAUGUCUUGAUACUUUGAGCAAAAGUAUUUUAUGCUCCCAGCUCAUUUUCAAAGACUCCUUUUUGCAACCUAAAAAUAUUAGUUAUUUUAAAAUGGUUACCAGACAUUAAAAUUAAUAUUGGUCGCUAAAAAAAGACUUUUGGUGCAAUAUUACAUGAGAGGUUUAAAGAACCAAAAUGGCUGCCAGACAAUCACGUCCCAAUGUUUAGAGCUGCAUGCCACAUCUCAAGACUUAAAACAUGAUUGAUUUCUUGUUUUGAUAAGAUCUGUUCAUUACCCAAGGACAAGGCUGUGCUCUAAGAAAAAUUGAACAAGCCCAUCGUGCUCUCAGCCUGUGAAAUUCAGGGUACCCAACAUAUGAUUCAUAUGAAAAAACUCAGAUUAAGUGCCAUGGGCCAACACGCACUGCUAUAGUACAGCCUCGAAGAUCAUUAUUAGAUUUUAAUCCCAUCCAAUUCACUAUUAUAAUAACUCAAUUUAAUUUGCAGAAUUAAAGAGGACAGAUUUUGGAGGAAUUACUUUUACAGAGUGUCACUUAUAAAGCAAUCAACACAGCUCACUUCCUUGGCUGCUACAGGUAAAGUUUAAUCUUCUUAUGUUUGGUUUAUUAAUAAUGAGAUGUACAAGUAUUUAAAUCAAUUGAUUUUGUCAUGUAUUAUUAUCAAGUUUGUCAAUGGUUUAAUUGAAAAGAUUCUGUAGAAUUUUGUUUGGUCUCUUUUCUUGACUCUUGCUGUACCAAGAUUCAUCAAAUUUUGUCUAAAAAAGUAAGUUAGCUACCAUUAUUAAAAAGUCUUUGGAUUGAUUUUAUUUUCAAGCACACUUUUUAGUUGUUUUUUAAAUGUACAGUAAGUGAUAGUAACUGCCAUCACUUGUCAAUAUUUUCAUUUAGUAUAUACUAAAACAGUGGAUAGUGUUUUUCUCGCGCUCUGAUUGGCUACUCAAUCAGUGAAUAUCCUGCACUAUUCACUGAUUCACCUCCAGUUCCUCUGAGCGAGCGACGCCAAACUCGCGUAGGUUGCGAGCAAAAUGCUUUCCCGGUUUGCUGCCGUAACAAACUAAGAAAUUUCACAACUAAUCAAGCAAGCUAUUUCUGAAAUACAUGAAGAAGGUGACGAAGUUCGGUUUGGAAGUUUUAACAGGUAAAGCUUUGUCUUUUUGACUUGAAUAGUUAUCGAUAAAACCAGUGAAAAAGUUUUUUGUUUACAAAUGCAAAUUAAGCUUAAGUUUUGCGUUACUUUAUUUAGUUGACUUGCUCAUAAGCUUAAAACUAAAUUUAAUAAUCUUUUUUACAGAAUUAUUUUAAAUACAAACAGAAUUCACAACUCCUUUUCAAGAAACUUCCCCUCAAGGGUUAAACAAACGCCUUCAAAAGUUUUAUUUGUCGCUAAGAAAAAGCGACGACCACGGCCGUUCAGUCAUGGCGCGCCAAAAUUGUAAUCGUUGGCAACAGUAAAUGAGUUAAAAAUCAUCAUUUUGUGCUCAAUUAUCUCACUGUUUUAGUAUAUACUAAAACAAUUAUUCACCUCAGUGUCGGUGGCUAGUAGUGGAUAUUUACCUCGUUGCUUCGCGGCCCCGGUAAAUAUCCAAUACUAGCCACUUCCACUUCGGUGAAUAAUUGUUAUUUAUUUCUCACACUACAGUACAGGCCACAGUUUUUUUUUUUGCAUUAUACUAUACAUGCAAUGUUUUAGAUGUGUAAAUCUGCCAUAUUCAAUGCAAUACAAUACAGUACAAUACUUUUAUUAAUUCUCCGCGAGGGGCUUUUCAGAAUUAAUUUACAAAUAUGUGUAUAAAUAAUAAAACUAAGACUAAUGAUAUACAUGUUCUUGAUAUAUAAAUAACAACUUAAAAAUUUCUACUUCUAAUAAUAACUAACAAUGUAAUAAUACACUAUGGUAUGUACACCGGUAUCCUAUUUCUUCAUUAAUUCUGCCUUUGCAUGCUUUUUAAAUGAUCUUAAUGAUCGUGCAGUUCUAGUGUUGUUACUGGGACUAUUCCACGCUUUUGCUGCCCUAUAAAAGAAGCCACUCUGGGCAGCCGCUGUCCGGCGUCCUGGCAGGUUUAGAUCUUCACUGUUGCGGAGAUUGUAAGCGUGCACAUUGGAUCGCUUCCCUAUUUUACAGCUAAUAUAUGCUGGCACUAAAUUGUUAACACAUUUGUACAUCAAUGUCACGUCCCGCAACCAAAGUUGCUCCUCUAUAGUCAGCCAGCCAAGAGCUUUCAGGGCUGGGGGAAUAUGAUCGUAUUUCCCUGUGUCAGUUAGUAUACGGGCAGCAAAGUUCUGCAUGAGUUGUAGUUUAUGGAUGUUCUGUUUAUAAGUACCAGCCCAUACAGCAGAACAGUAAAAUAAUUUACUAAACACAACAGUUGAUCAUUACAACAGAGUUGAUCAUACAAUUUAUAGGAGAAAAUGUAUGCAGAAAAAUACAUGACAAAAUGCACUCAACGAAAAAGUGAGUAAAAUUUUAAACAAAGAGCUUACAGAUUGCACAUAUGGCACUUUGUCAAAUCAUAAACUGUGUGGUUUUAUAACAGGUGGAAAUGGCCCUUGUGGUGGUGACAGACAAUCAUCAGCAGCAGAAGCUAAGACAGCUGACACUGGUUGGUGUAACUUACAUGUACAUUUUACUUUUAAGCUUUCCAUAAUGUCCCCCGGUAAGUUGAGAGGUAGACUCUAAACUUGUGCAGGAUUUUUUUGUAUGAUUAUGGCCAAUACUAACUUUACAGAAAUAUUAUCGUACUCUACAGACUGUCUUCUACAGAGAAAAUUCAGUCAGAUUGAUUUUACUUUCCCAGAGGUUUACAUUGCCAUUAAUUUUUUUAAGACAAUUCCAGCAGCUGUCCUAUAGAGUGUAUCUCAUUACUUUUUUUUUUCAGAAUCAAGCCAAAGUGCACCAGUUGGUAUACCUGGAAAGACAUCAGAUGCACAGGUAUGUAUUUUGGCCUACCAAAUUGUUUGCUCAAUUAUGCAUCUCACUAUAGUGUUGGAAAAAGAUGCUUCAACAGUUAUGGCUGUAAAAUUAAUAGUUAUAUAGGUGAAAAUCCUGAUCACUUCUAACAACUUGUUCAGGGCUGUCAAUAAGGGCCGGUAGCCAGCCAAAACCCGCUGGCUAGUUAGCCAUCCUUAGCCAGCUGCUUUAAUCUCCUUCUACCAUAACUGCUAACAAAAAAUAAGCACCACUGAAUAAAAUUGUAAAGCAUCUGUGUUCCAGUUUUGAAUGACAUUGAACCCAUAUUUAAACAGGUUUAGAUCUGUGAAAUGUUCGAACCAUGCAUGGAAUGCCUGUGACAUUUUGAUGGUAUUGUUCCCAGUGUUGCGAGUAUUCUGACGAAACAACAUAGCAUCCGUGGUGGUAAAUACCUCUUGAAAACCCCCUGGAAAUGCCAUUUCUGAGACUCUAAAUUUCAAAAUGUCCCUAGAUGCCUCGGCCCUCAAAAAAUUGUGCCUUUGGUGCAAGUUCCAAAGCCGCCUACCAAUCAUUAUCGGCCUGCUACUUAAAAACUUUUUGACAGCCCUGCUUGUUAAAAGAUUGCUGACGGCUAAAGUGCUUAUGAACAACAAUACUUUUCCCAAUGACAGAUAUGACACCAAUAGCCCACUUUACAGUUACAGGUGUAGGUGAGGCUGGAGCUGACCUUGUUUUGAUACAAUCCUCUCUGCUUUUCUACAUGUAGGUAAGAAGAGGAAGGAGGUUUGUGUCAAACUAGGUCAACCACAGCCCCGAUCACCUUUACUCAAAGGCCAGGAUACUAAGCCAACAGCUCUAGAUAUGUAAAAUGUUGUGAUAAAAUACAUUGCGGGUGCAAAAGACCGUACAGCUGACAAGUGACAAAAUAAGUGUGCAUGGGACUGAUUCCAUCUUGUCCGUCAUCAAAAAGACAAGAAGCGCAUAAAGCAGGCAGUGUUUGCUACUAUGAUUUAUUUGUUACUUAAUACAUGUAAAUCGCCUUGUAAAGGGCUUAGAAUAAUGCAGGGCUUAAGUAAGGAAUAUUAAAGGCAGUGUAUUCACGAAUUUGUUGAUGUAGCAUUUCAUUGCAUGAAUGGUAGUAUAUUGUAAUAUCUUCUUCAAAUAUUAAUAAUCAUUUAGUGGUUAUAAUAAUAUCAUGGUUUGCCAAUGAAUCAGCCUAUGGUUACAGCCCUAGUAAAACUCAGACACUCAAAAGGCAGUCAGAGAUGUUCAGAAGCUUUGAGACUUGUACCCUUUUAUCAAAUUAUAUUGUUUUGCUUCUAAAACAGGAAACACAUGAUGAGGAUUUAAAUGAACCUAUGGUUGAUGAAAGCUCAAUGCAAAGUGAAUUCAUUAGUGACUCAUUUGCUACAGAACAAGGUAAAUAAAUUAACUAAAUAUUUAAAUCCCCUCAUUAACUGUUUUACAGCUUUACAAAAUGAAAACUAUUUUGACUCAUAUGUGCAUUCAGGAGUGUGAGGUGCAGGGUGUGACAUCUUGUGUUUCUUGUAGAACUAAGUCGCGAUGACCUUAGACAAAUUGGGGUAGACAAAAAGGAUGGAGAUAAGGCUAGCCAAUCAAAAGCAACAAAUGAGACAAUACCAGCAGGUGAGACAACAGUAUUAUAAAAAUAACAAGAUAGAAUUUUUCCAAGUACAGCCAGAUGGACACGUGCUAAAUUGAAAUCAGCCAUGGAGCCAUUUAGUUGGCAGCAGUUAAUAAGUUCAGCACUAAAGAGACUGGAGUGAGGUCUACAGUUACAGUGAUGUGGUUCUGGUCAAAUAUGGAUCCCCACCUUAUGACCACCCUGUUUAUACAACCACCUUGUUAUUAUGACCAUGUUAAAAUCACUGAGUCAUUUUAUUAUUUUGAAGACCCCAUUCAUACGACCACCUUGUUAUUACGACCAGGAUUUAAUGGUCCAAUGGUGGUGGCAUUAACAGGGUUCCACUGUAAAUGAAAUUGGGGAAAAAUCGUUUUCAGGAUAAUUAUUAAUUUAAUGAAGAGUAUUUUCUUAGUAACUAACAAUAGGGUGGGUGUUUUGUGCUGGGCCUGCUUGAAUGACUUUGAAGUUCUUUGACCUCAGCUAGUCUCUAUGGUGAUAAGGUUUUCUAGCUAGAGUGCCUUUAAUUUAAUUCCCCUAUAGGCACAAUGCAGUAUUCUUUUUCAGUCAGAUUGUGAUCUCUAUUGUGUUAAGUUUAUGUUAGGUGAAAUUUAAUCUUGCUCUAUUUUUGUGUUUUUCUUUGUAAGAAACUCAAGAUGACAUUCCUGAAUGGGAAAAAGAGCUUCAAGCAGAAUUACAGGUAAAGUUACAUGUAUUAUAGUGUAGUGUAAGGUUGUUUUAAUCCUGGUCAUAAUUUGUUUAAGCAAAUUUUGAUCCAGAACUGACAUAUUGGAUCUGUCCAGCUAGGAGAGAGUUUCGAACGAAUGAAUAACUAUACGAAAAUCCCAUUUCCAUUUCCAUCACCUCAAUCAAGAUAUUGGGCAUCUCAAACAAUCGUCAGGUCACUAUUAAUUAAGUUUUAAUCCCGGGUGAUACAAGCUUAUAAAUUUUACCAAUAAAAUUUUUACCGUCCAUGUUGGUAUCACAAAUAACAUAUACACACCAAUAUUUGUCAAUUCAGUUUUGUCAUCACUAUUCUUAAUCACCAUUGCUAAAUGAAGGUAUGCUUUUAUUGUAGCUUUUUUCACAUUUUUAUUGGACUAAAUCUCUCUAAAUAAAUAGAUGACGAGAGGUAAACAAAAAAAAAAGACCAAAAGGUAAGGUGCAAAUGGAAACCGGAAAUCCCAUGCAGGGCACCUCCCGAACAAAUCAGUAAAAAUCAUGCUAAUGAAACUAUUGUUGCCAAUGGCAACCAUAAAUACUUGCAAGACCCCAUGAACACAGUUUAUCAGGGUCAAAAACAUCUGCUAACCCAUCAUUGAACAAUUCAGUUAUUCUGAAAUGUGGGCACUACAUGCAGUUGGAAGGAGAGGGGGGGUGGGGGGCGUGCUUAUUUGAAGUUGGGGGUUAAUUUUUCACUACGAGAAGCUCAUGUCUUCACAAAGCUUGUAAUUUACCAGGGUGAUGUUUAUUCUAUAUGGUCAACCAUUAUUACUAUUCCAAUAUUUAUAUCAUUAAUUUUAAUACUUAUUUUGUUACUUUUCGAUUCAGGAUUUCGAAGUUGUGGAUAAUGAAGAAAAUGCUGAGUGGGAAAAGGAGAUAGAAGACAUGUUAGAGGAGGAGGAUAACAAAUAAUUUAAUAAAUAGUUAACAAAAUAAUAAUAAUAAUAAUUAACAAAUAAUUUUCACUGCCAGCAUUGUUUAUGGCUUAACAGAUAAUCCACUCAGACUUUGCUCCUUUUCUCACAUUUUACCCAAAGUCAAGGCCUUGGCCAGGCAGGUGUCUGGGUUUCCUGGGACCAAAAAAAUACCUUUUUUUCACAUAAUGGCCUUAGAAUUGCUGGCUUAUGAACUCAGGUGGAUGCCUUCUUCUUAUUUCCAAUUCCUGGUUACAGGUAGUUAGAAUGAUAUAAUCAGUCAAACCAUCAAAAAUGGACUUUAUUAUUAGUUAAAUAUAAUUUUUAGGAAUAAUCUUCUUAGCUAAUAGUAUUUCACCCUUAUUUAAUCCUAAAAAUUACAUUUAACUUUGUGAGUUUUUUAACAUAUUUUGAUCUGCUCCUAAUAACCUGUCAAAAAUCUGCCUACAUGCACCUCUUUGGUGUUCUCUUAGUGUAAAUUAAAAAAAUAUAUUUAUUACAUGUCCAGUGACACAAUAUACAGUCAUGUAGAUUGGACAGUAAUAUUGUUUUGUAAAAAUGGUAUUUAGUUAGUUUACAUUGCAUGGCUUAAAACUAACAUUUUGGUUUACUAGUCAAGUGGCUAGUGACUGGUUGGAUUAAACAACAGCCAAUGAAAACAAUAAGUAUUUUUUGUAGAAGCCAAAGAGAAGUUAGUCUUAAGCCCAGCACUGAAAUCACUGAGAAGCAUAUUAUGUAUAGACAUCUGAGCAUAAUAAAUCAGAAUUUCUGAUAGCUUUCUGAAUCUGUAGAUCACUCUUCACGAUAAACUUUUUGUGACUUCAGGUGUUAUAAAAAAAUCAUGCUUGUGGGAUAGUUACUUCACAUAAGCAAAAUGCACAUCUCACAGUCCUGGACACUGACUCAAAAAGUCCUCUAGCUAUAGAAAAUGAUAUACCUUGAUGAACCAUAGCCCGUAAUGUGUAUGUUGGGGUUUAUUAUUUUACAGGGAAGUGCUUCCAAAACUGUGUGUUUGAUCACAAAUCAACCGGGCUUACAGGGUUAACAGAUACUGGCGUGACAAGGAAAUGAACUUGUCCAGGAUGAAUGGACAGGAUAUUUUCCAAGGCUGUCUUAAAAAUGGUGCCACAAUCCACCCAUUCCACCGACUUGUGAACCAUUCAAACUACAAGUUGCUUUGAGACAUUAUAAUUAUUUUAUACCGUUUAACUUUUGGGAAAUAUUACCUUAAAAAACCAACCAUUCUUAAUUAAGCUGGUGUGUAGGUGUGUUGCAUAACUGAACAGCAUUAAGAACACGUAAUGUUCUUUAAUAAGCUUAAGAACAAACAUAAUCUUUGUAAAAAAGAUUGUCUUUGAAUUAUAUUUUUGGGGAUGGAAGGAGUGUCAGGUGUGUCACCAGUAGAGCAAAGAUUUUCCCCUCAAUAUCUACAUACAUGCAGAAAUUCUCCAGACCUUUCAUUAGUUGAGAGAAUUUGGUAGAAGAUCAAAGCAUUUCCCCUUAAUUUUACUGAUCAUUAUAAAAAUUUUCAUAAUAGCUUGCGUAGCAAGCGUUUCCGUUUGGUUUCGGAGCAAAGAAAUACCGAGGAAGGCCAAGGAAGGGUACUUUCAGUUUUGACCGCGCAAGAAAUGUACAAGAGCUCUUUUACUUGCGCCACUUUUCUCGCAGUCUUUGACUCUCCUUCCUCGUUCUUUUGUCCUAAACCGCACAGAAACGCUUGCUAUGCAGGCUACUUUCAUAACCUUGUCUCUUGAUGAUGUAUGCCAGGAAAGUGUUAGGAGAAAAUUGAUUUUGGUUACUCCUGGGACUUAGAGGGUUAACCAAAAAAGCAAUAAAGUUUCUUAGAC
Porites evermanni is the source of this 12584-nucleotide messenger RNA. The record is from the annotation of a GenBank genome assembly. NCBI's taxonomy places the organism in Eukaryota, Metazoa, Cnidaria, Anthozoa, Scleractinia, Poritidae.